GCCUCUGGGUUCCUAGCCACUCCUAUAUACAUGGUAAUGAUAUCGCUGAUAUGUUGGCCAAUCAAGGCAGAUAUAAGGUUGGUCCUCCUAUCAUCCCGGGUGGACCUAGAGAACUGUGGCCAGAAUUCCGUAGGGAACUAAAAAACACCUGGAUUAACGAUUUUUAUCAGAUCUGUGCCCUGAAAGGGCGUGUCUAUGCGUUAUAUGCCUCUCGCAACACCUUUUUGGAUGAUCCCUGGUUUUCGAAAAUCAACCGGCCACGCCGUUUCUUCACGGUCGUUCUACGUUUGAGAUCCGGUCAUUGCCUUACGCCAUCUUACCUUCAUAGAAUAGGACUUAAAGAGUCAAACUUAUGUGAUUGUGGUGAGUUGACCUAACCUGGGAUUGGAACUCCAAGACUCCUGAUGCCCCAGGACCCAGGAAUUAGGAAUAAGAAGCAAUACUACAACACAGAGAUUGGGUGCAUAGUCUUUCAGGCUGAGCCCAUAUUCAGGCCUUUUCAGUCAAGGGCAUCACUGGCUGCUGAGUAGUCUGCUUGAGAAUCAAGAAGAAGAAUAACCU
This is a messenger RNA of Coccinella septempunctata (seven-spotted ladybird), 561 nucleotides long. RefSeq lists its product as uncharacterized. The transcript is spliced from 2 exons. The coding region runs from base 51 to 377 and encodes 108 amino acids. NCBI's taxonomy places the organism in Eukaryota, Metazoa, Arthropoda, Insecta, Coleoptera, Coccinellidae. The record is from RefSeq and is a predicted model, not a curated record.